CAGCGGCGUAAAUGGAGCGGCCAUGUUUGUUUGACAGCACACGGCGGUUGCGCAGGUUGCCGGUUCUGGUGGAAGUCACAUUUUUCAUCCCGGGAAUUCAACCGAAUUUACAGUUUUAGAAGUACUCACCGAUAGAUAGAAGUAUUCUACAGAGUAUCCUCAUCUUUUCAGAAUGACGAAUCAGACAGAUAAAUCACAUGCGAAGGAGUUAGACCAAUGGAUAGAGCAGCUAAAUGAGUGCAAACAGUUGCAAGAAAAUCAAGUCAAACAACUAUGUGAAAAGGCUAGGGAAAUUCUGUCAAAAGAGUCUAACGUCCAAGAAGUGAAAUGUCCAGUGACGGUGUGCGGCGAUGUUCACGGACAGUUCCACGACCUGAUGGAGCUGUUUAGAAUUGGGGGCAAGUCUCCUGACACAAAUUACCUCUUUAUGGGCGACUACGUGGAUCGUGGGUACUACUCUGUCGAAACAGUUUCGUUAUUAGUCACGUUAAAGGUGAGGUUUCCUGAGCGCAUCACCAUCCUACGAGGCAACCACGAAAGCCGGCAGAUCACGCAGGUCUAUGGUUUCUAUGACGAGUGCCUACGCAAGUAUGGCAACCCUAACGUCUGGAAAUACUUCACCGAUCUCUUUGACUAUCUUCCCCUGACCGCUCUGGUAGAUGGACAGAUAUUCUGUCUUCAUGGUGGUCUGUCACCCUCUAUUGACACUCUGGACCACAUUCGUGCAUUGGAUCGCCUACAAGAAGUCCCUCAUGAGGGUCCCAUGUGCGACCUCCUGUGGUCAGAUCCUGACGACCGCGGCGGCUGGGGGAUUUCCCCUCGAGGGGCGGGCUACACCUUUGGCCAGGAUAUAUCGGAGAACUUCAACCACAUGAACGGACUGACCCUCAUAUCUAGAGCCCAUCAGCUCGUCAUGGAGGGUUACAACUGGUGUCAUGAUCGUAAUGUAGUUACUAUUUUCAGUGCUCCAAAUUACUGCUACAGAUGUGGCAAUCAAGCAGCCAUAAUGGAACUAGACGAUGCACUCAAAUAUUCCUUUUUACAGUUUGACCCCGCCCCCAGAAGAGGAGAACCGCAUGUAACUCGACGCACACCCGACUACUUCUUGUAACUUUGUAGAGUAGAAGCUCGUGUGGCAUACCCAGUGCUGUCUCUGUAAGUAUUGCGUCAGCGUUAACGGCGGAGAAAGGUCCUGCAACUAUAAACGAUGUGUAAAGCAUGUAUGCAGAAAGCUUUGUCAGUUAAAAUGGGUAACAGACUCCGAUAUUUACAUAUAAGCAUUGGAUGUCAGUGUUUGUUAUACUAUGUUUUUUCUUCACAUGGUUAUUUGUUUAUGAAACAUCAAAAAUUACUGCCUGCAUUGAUGAUUAUUUAUGGAUGUCAUGUAGUGAUUUCUCCUAUCAAAAGCCAUCUCACCAAAAAUAAACUAAAUUAUUAGAAUGACAAAAAAAAACCAAAAAAAAAUGGAAUCCUGUAAGGGUCCUGUAGUAGAACUUUAAGAAAUGUAGUUUGUGUCUUGAACUGUUAAUUUGUACUUGCACCAAAUUAACCUUUGCAAUCAAAUUAAAUUUUCAGUUAUUAUCAGACGAAUUAACGAACUUCUUGACAGAACUGGACGUCUGGCAGUGUGUAAUGAAAUCUGAGAUUAAAAAUGUUGUAUAAAAAUGAGCCUCCAUAGGACCUUUGCAGAUCUGUGAGCGUGUGAGCUUACCCGACAAAGUGACCUCUCUGUGAAUUUAAUCGCCCCUUCCCAAAAUGAUUCAUAGUACAUGUGAUUGAAAACACAUGUAGAAUACCAUGCCAUCUCAUUUUGUAUGUGUGACGAUGUAGCAUUGAGAUGUCGUAUGUGUACCUAUAGAAGAAUGGACUGGGGUAGGCCAUAGGGGAAGGGGGGGUUAAGUACUUGAGGGUAGGGCGUCAUCGUUGAGGGACGGAUGAUGGGGCCAAUUUAGAACCAAGAAUAGUUGAGUGUUUCAGUAAUAGGAUGGUACUGGGGGGAAUGAGAUUGGGCACCUAGUCCCUGGAUUAUCCUUGGGAGGAGAGUGAAGAUAUUAGAACUAUUGGAAUUAGGGUCUCAGCCCAUGAAGUGUUGGAAAACUUUGAAAGCCUUCCGGGUGCCGUGCUGAAGAAAAUUGCCUGGAACAGGGGGAGUGAAUUUUCUUUUUUUAAAAUUAUAUUUAUGUCAUGAAAAGUGUGUUGCCUCUUGAUUUUUUUUUUUUUUUUAAAUGGAUGUCGGAGGUUUAUUUUGAAUCUGAUUAUUCCGAUUUUCAAGUUCAUGGAGUUGCUGAUUUGAAAACGUUUUGUACUGCUUUUUGCUGUGAGUGUUGUCACCAGAGUGUAAUGCUUUGGGAACGCACAGCAUAAUGGUUCUGGUACAGAAAUGCAUCGAAAUGUUAACUGUGUAAAGAAAGAUGUCUGUGCUGUCAAACUGCAAACAGAAGUUUGCAUAGUAAUACAAAGAAUCACAGGAUUAGCUUGAAUGCUCCAUGUCAGUCACUAAGUAGUUCUAUCAAGUUUGUUUCACUUUGAUUGUCGUUUGCUUAGAACUUAUGAAACUCUCGGCAGUGGAUUUCAUUAGUUGGGUACGCUUUGUAUGUGAACUUUCCCACAUAAAAGUUAGCUUUCACACAAGGUAGCCUCAAAGUUGACAAUCCAAACUUGCAAAAUCCUACAGUUCAAUUAACAUUUUCGACCCAGUUGUUAGUCCUUCAAUUGCAAUGUUAUUUUUGAACACACUUGGGCAGGGGAUUCAAAUUUUAAUGGGGUGGGGGAAUUUCCUCACUCUGUUAAGGUCAGUUCAUACUUCACACGAAUGCGAAAGCAAAGUGACUUUGACGUCAUGAAAGCCAUGCAGUGAAAUAUUAUUGGGUUGAAAUGUGUUCAACCUUUGCGAAUUCGUAGUGCGAAUACUUGAUGUGACGUCACAAAGUCCCACUCGUGUUUGCUUUCGCCUAAAGUAUGAAACGACCUUUAGUGUGGAAAGAAGGAUUUUCUCAAGUAUUCUGUGGUAGCUGACCCAUUUUGGUGUAUUGGCCACGCUGUCGUAGAUUCAAUGAAAAGGUUUUAUUUUGUGGCCUGUCUUAAUAAACUGAAGUUCAAAUCUCAUUGUAAAUACAGUCAUUGUUAUCAUCAACAUUAGUUAUGUGCUAAUCUCGAGUGCUACGUGCGCACUCAUGCUCAGGUACUCAUGCACUUGGACCACUCUGAUUUUCUAUCAGCACUCACUGACUUCAGUGGCGAGUGUUACGACACUAUACUAACAAAUUUACUCAUACGAAGUAGGUAGUCAAAUAGAUGGUACAUGUAAACGAUAGAAAUAAAAGACUGCGUUAGACUUGGCACCACCACGCAGCAUUUUUAAAAGCUCAGACGGUGUUUGUUUUGUGCCAUUGCCAUGGUGACUAAUCUUGAAUGCAGCAGAUGAGAGAGAGAUUUAAUGGAGGGAUCCCAGUACAAUGCUUUUAGCGUCUAUCUGCGCACUUCCGUGUUUGAAAACGAGGCUGUAUGUGUCAGCUUCAAUUCUUAAUACGAUCAGACGAUUGAAAGUAAGGAGUCAAGAC
This is a messenger RNA of Acanthaster planci (crown-of-thorns starfish), 3560 nucleotides long. Its product is annotated as serine/threonine-protein phosphatase 2A catalytic subunit beta isoform. The record is from RefSeq and is a predicted model, not a curated record. Lineage: Eukaryota; Metazoa; Echinodermata; Asteroidea; Valvatida; Acanthasteridae.